GCUAAGUGUCAACUUAUUCAAACUCAUCUCAUUGGUUGGAAUAAUCGCCGAAACGUGAGUAUAAAAAGCGAACACAACUAAAAAAGACGAUCAAUCCGCGUGAAAAGUAAGCUCAAACCUCAUUUGAAGAUUCUGUUUUACAUCAUCAAAAGGUUUUGAAUACUUUGGUGGCUGCUGUAGUGGAUUGCAUCUCUGAUUAUUAAUAUGAGUCUCAGUGGCCCUUCCGGUGGUAGAACUGGAAGAAGGACACUUGAGUUCGGAAAGACAUAUGUGGUAAAACCUAAAGGCAAACACCUUGCAACCAUUGUGUGGUUGCAUGGCCUUGGUGACAAUGGCUCGAGUUGGGCCCAGCUUUUGGAUACCCUUCCUCUUCCAAACAUCAAAUGGAUAUGCCCUACUUCUCCUUCUCAACCCUUGACCUUAUUUGGUGGCUUUCCGUCAAAUGCAUGGUUUGAUGUGAGUGACCUGUCUGAAGAUGCAAAACAAGACGUAGAGGGUCUUGAUUCUUCAGCUGCACAUGUUUUAAGUCUACUCUCGACUGAGCCCGCAGACGUCAAACUUGGUGUAGGAGGCUUCAGUAUGGGUUCAGCACUUGCUUUGUACUCUGCGGUUUCCUUUGCUAAUGGAAAACUUGGGAAUGGCGAUUCUUUCUCAGCCCGUUUGGAUGCAGUUGUAGGCCUUAGUGGCUGGCUUCCAUGUGCAAAGGAUCUAACGAACAAGGUAGAAAGUGAUGAAGCUGCAGCCCGAGCAUCGUCCUUGCCUAUUUUGCUUUGUCAUGGCAAAGCUGAUGAUGUGGUUCUCUUCCGCUACGGUGACAAGUCAGCUGAGAAACUAACUUCGACCGGCUUCCAAAACUUGACCUUCAAAACUUAUGACUCGCUCGGCCACUACACAAUGCCUCAAGAGAUGGACGACGUUUGUUCGUGGAUAACUUCAAAAUUAGCGCUCAAGGACGAGCCAUAAUUUCGUCCAACUGAAACAAAAUGGCAUAAAAAUGUGGCGGAAUAAUAUUUUGUGAUGUGAAAUAUGAAUUUUCUGAACGGCACUGUGCAUUAAAAAGUAUUAUUCAAUGGUUCGGGUUUUAUGAACUCAUUGCGUUCACAGCUUGUGGUGUACGAGUACUGUAAUUGUGAUUGUAAUUGUGUGUGACAUACUAAAAUCAUUAUCAUUGAAUGUAUUGAACUUGAGAUUUCUACCUUGGGUAGUUUGAAACCAGAGAAUUGCUUACUUAA
Helianthus annuus (common sunflower) is the source of this 1232-nucleotide messenger RNA. Its product is annotated as acyl-protein thioesterase 2. The record is from RefSeq and is a predicted model, not a curated record. Lineage: Eukaryota; Viridiplantae; Streptophyta; Magnoliopsida; Asterales; Asteraceae. Bases 205 to 963 code for a protein of 252 amino acids. Gene Ontology annotation, molecular function: hydrolase activity. The transcript is spliced from 10 exons.